Messenger RNA from Pyrgilauda ruficollis (rufous-necked snowfinch), 5749 nucleotides. RefSeq names its product Rho guanine nucleotide exchange factor 28 (gene ARHGEF28). The coding region runs from base 811 to 4767 and encodes 1318 amino acids. The transcript has 32 exons. NCBI's taxonomy places the organism in Eukaryota, Metazoa, Chordata, Aves, Passeriformes, Passeridae. Gene Ontology annotation, biological process: regulation of Rho protein signal transduction; cell morphogenesis. Gene Ontology annotation, molecular function: guanyl-nucleotide exchange factor activity. The record is from RefSeq and is a predicted model, not a curated record.
UGUUCUAAAGGCUGAAAGGACUCAUUGGUACGAUUUUUGUUUGCCCAGCUGUGUUUUCGGUGGAUGUUUCAGGUUUUCUGACUCUGGUUUUUGUGGCGGGUCGUUGGGUCCUGACGGGCUGUGCUGGAGGCGAGCCGGAAGCUCACGGUGGCAGAGCUUUCAUUCUGCCUGUGCAGGGAGCAUCUGCACAGGGUGUGUCAUUUCAGCUUCCAGGGCAGUCCGUCGCUUGACAUUUCAAGAGCAGAGAUCAGCGAGGGUGCCUGCAUACAGUUUGUUCUUUCAUCUGGAGCUCUGGUGCUGACACUCGGUCACACUGCACAGCACUUGCUGGAGUCAGACAUUAAGCUCUUCAGAAAAUACUUCUGGGACAGACCUCUCCUUUAACAGAGUAUUAAUUCAGAUGGAGUUGAGACAGUGGAAGGUCCAAAAAUGCCCUGCGGUACAACACACUCUGUAGAAGUCGUCCUUCAGGCUGCAUUUGGGCAAAACAUGAAAAGCGUGGGGGAUGGUUUUUUGCUGUUGCUGUAUCCUUCUCCACAUCCCUUGGAAGAAAAUAUAAACCAAAACCCAAACAAACAAAAAAAAGACUGACAGUCCUGUGAGCUUGGCUUCUGAAGAGUUGCCCCAGGAUGAUACGAAGGGCAGAAUCUUCGCAUUUGGAGGUGUUUGGAGUCAAGAGUGAAUGUUUUGACAUUGGAGCUACAGGAAAUAAUUUUAUGGCUACUGAUAGAGCACAGACACUCUACCCUUGAUGUUCUUAGGAAAUUGAAGUCUACCCCUACUUUCUUUGCUGCAACCAGACUUUCUCCCAUGCUGAGUGGAAGUGAUGAAGUAUAUGCAAACUGCAUGGUAGUAGACCAAGCUGGAGACUUAAAGACUAGCUACAUUCAUGGAGAUGGUGUCAGCAGUGAAAUGUGUCUGAACCCUACCAACUCAAUCCUGAUGGAUAAGAGCUCUUCAUCUCCCUCCCUUGAGGGGAAUGACCAAUUUACAUAUCUCCCAAAUGAAGAAAACCAAAGGCCAGUAAAAAAAGAAGAAAACACAGGAUUAAGACAUGCCAUUUCACCUUCUCAUCUGUAUGUAGCAGAUUCAUAUCUUCCAUUCAAGACCCAUGGAUUUAUUAAGGAUCGGGGCCAACUUUUUGCUGACAUGAAAAGAAGAAGUUCAAGUCUCGAUGACCUUGAAGUAGACAAUGGUGGUGGUGUGUCGGACAGAUCCCAUGUUCACUACUGUCCCCUCAGCUCUUCAGAGGCCAUGGCUUCUAGCAGAGAUGGAUUGGAUCUACCUACCAGUCUGCAGCCUAAGGAAUGCACAGUGUUUGGGAUUCGGUCACGCUCCUAUUCCUACUCCUCAUCCAAAGGUUUGGUGGGAAGACCUCGCAUUUCUCGUGACUUUGCAGUUGGGGAUUCAAAUGGAGAGCCAGCGUGCAGCCUUCCCGAGCAGUCCCGGGAGCAAAGGAUUCAGGAAGAGGUAUGGAAUAAGUAUGUUGUACCCUCAAAAAAUGAGUCUGAAAAAUAUAAAGUGAGUCGGACUUUCAGCUUUCUGAUGAACAGGAUGACCAGCACACGGAAUAAAGGCAAGACAAAAAAUAAAGACACCAAAGAUAAGGAGAAACCAACCAGGCACAAUUUUACAAAUGGGACUUUCCCAGGAGUUAUCCCAUGCAUGGUCUGUGAAAAGGCCCUCCUAGGAAAGGAAUCACUGCAGUGUUCUUAUUGCAGCGUGACUGUGCAUAAAAGCUGCAAGGAGUGUGCUCCUGUGUGCACCAAGAAAUCCCAGGAGAAAUACCAUAAUAAAAACAAGCUCCAAGUUGGUGUAACAAAUUCCCUGCCUGGAGACAUUUCACAGAUGGUGCUGUCCUCAGUGCAUCCUUCUUUCUCUGUGCCUAUUGGACUGUCUCCUGGAAAGAGGGAAGCCUCACAACAGCCCUACCUCUUGUCCAAAAGUGUCCCCAGUGCGAGUUUGGAAAGAAGAGCUACACAAUUUUCUGGACAAGACUCUGAGACUAGCACCUGGAAGUCCAAGUCACAGUCUGAAGAGAUGUUACAAGCAUUAGGGACCUUUUCUUCAAUGGAUGCUUUUAUGAUGGAAGAUGAUGUGGAUUUGUCUCAGUGGACUGAUCUCUGCACAGAUGCAGAAGAAUUUGAGGCAGACUCCUGGAGUCUUGUUGUGGAUCCAGUGUUCUGUAGCAAGCAAGAAAAGGAUGUCGUCAAGCGGCAGGAUGUCAUAUUUGAGCUGAUGCAAACAGAAGUACAUCACAUCCAUACCCUGUUCAUUAUGUCUGAAGUAUUCAGGAAAGGGAUGAAGGAAGAACUGCAGCUUGACCACACCAUGGUGGACAGAAUAUUCCCCUGCUUAGAUGAGCUACUGGAGGUGCACAGGCAAUUCUUCUGCAGAAUGAAGGACAGGCGGCAGGAAUCAUGCAUGGCAGGGAGUGAGCGCAAUUUUGUCAUCAGCAGAAUUGGAGACAUCCUUGUGCAGCAGUUUUCAGAGGAAAAUGCAACUAAAAUGGAGAAAAUAUACGGAGAGUUUUGUAGCCAUCAGAAAGAAGCUGUUAAUCUCUUCAAAGAGCUGCAACAAAACAAGAAGUUCCAGAAUUUUAUUAAACUGAGAAAUAGCAACCUGUUGGCACGACGCCGAGGAAUCCCUGAAUGCAUUUUGCUCGUCACCCAGCGAAUCACCAAAUACCCUGUUCUGGUUGAAAGGAUAUUGCAAUACUCAAAAGAAGGAACAGAAGAGCAUAGAGACUUGUGCAAAGCCCUUCGUCUAAUUAAGGAUAUAAUAGCAACAGUAGAUUUGAAAGUGAAUGAGUAUGAGAAAAAGCAAAAGCUGUUGGAAAUUCUCUGUAGAACUGAGAACAAAACAUAUACAAAGCUGAAAAAUGGCCAUGUUUUUAGGAAGCAAGACUUGAUGAGGAAAGAGAGGAUACUUCUUCAUGAAGGUUUAGUGUAUUGGAAGACAGCAACUGGUCGAUUCAAAGACACCUUAGCUCUGCUUCUAACUGAUGUACUACUGUUCUUACAAGAAAAGGAUCAAAAAUACAUCUUUGCAGCUGUUGACCAGAAGCCUUCAGUUAUCUCCCUUCAGAAGCUCAUAGUAAGAGAAGUAGCCAAUGAAGAAAGGGGGAUGUUUCUGAUCAGUGCUUCAUCUGUGGGGCCUGAGAUGUAUGAGGUUCAUACCAGCUCCAAAGAAGAACGUAACAACUGGAUGAGGCAUAUUCAAGAGGCAGUGGAAAGUUGUCCAGAGGAAGAGGAAGAGGAAGUAAAAAUGAGUGAAUCUGAUGAGGACAGACGUAUUGCUGAGGCCAAGGCAUACAGGAUUCAGAAAUAUCAAGAAUCACUGAGUAACCAGGACCAGCAAAUCUGCAAUUACUUAGAAGAAAAGCUGCAUAUCUAUGCAGAACUGGCAGAUAUGUGUGGGUUUGACGAUGUCCAUGUAGAACCUCACCUACUUAUCAAACCAGAUUCCGGAGAAACUCCGCAGGCUGCUUCACUGCUGGCAGCAGCACUCAGAGAAGUUGAAAGUCUCCACAUUGCUGUAACAACAUCACAAGUGAGUGAUGAAACAGACAGAUCACCUGAGGAAAGUACUGAGGAAUUAAGUGUGAAGCAUAGAUUCACUACCAAUGAAAUACUGGAAUCUGCUCUGGGUGAUGCAGAAAGAAAAGAAAUUGAAGAAUCACCAGAAAUUGAUCUCAGUGUUGAAAAGGAAAUUGCAGGUGCCGAUCUUGAGGAUAAGGGAGGAAGUAUGAAUUUUUCAGAAUCUACAGGGACAGAGAUUGUACAAGCAAUCCAGAACUUAACCCGUCUCUUAUACAGUGUGCAGGCAGCACUGGCUAUCCAGGACAGCCACAAAGAGCUCCAUAGGUUACUCCUGCAAGAGAAUGAGAAGACCAGUCGGAGCCAUGGUUCUCGGCUAAACCUUGUUUUGGAACAAGAGAAAUAUCAGAAUCCAGAAAAACAAAGGGUGGAACUGGCCAACAUACACAAAAUGAAGCAGCAGUUUCAGCAAGAGCAGCAGCGGUGGCUGCGUGAAUGUGACCAGCGGCAGCGGGAGCAGGAGGCGAGGGCGGGCCGGCUGGAGCAGCGGGAACGGGAGUGCCAGUCCGAGGAAGAGCUGCUGGAGCAGAGCCGGCAGAGACUGGCGCUGCAGCUGCAGGAGUACCAGCAGAGUCUGGAGAGGCUCCAGGAGGGGCAAAAAAUGGUGGAGAGAGAAGGAGACAAUGUGAAAAUGCAGAAGAAACUCGUGUGGCACUGGAAGCAUGGCCAGCAAAACAGCCUGUUUUCACACACAGGGGACUAUCAGAUAAUGGGACAUAAUCAAUUGGACAGCUUACAUGGUGAAAAUGCAUUCUACUUCAAUGAAGCUGUAGUGUGUGUGUCUCUAAGAAGAAUCAACAGAUCAAAUUCUUCUCUCGUUUAUGAGGACGGUGUGUAUGGGAUGAAUAUCUCAAAUUCUGAUGUAGCAGGGACUAGUGAAAAUCAGGUGGACCUCAAAACAGACACUUCUUGUCAGCCAGCAUUAACUAGUGUACUGUGGAAAUCCACUAGUCCUUACCAGCAGAUGUCUUUUUCCUGCAAAAGCAACAAGGAUUCCUUUAAUAAUGAUCUGAACACAUCACACACCCAAGGUUUCCAGACAAGUGUUCCAAACCAAGAAUCCAUCCAGUCACCACAGGUAGAUGAACUGCUGCUGAACGCCCAGACUGAGAGCCUGCAGGAUGCAGAAAGUGGAGCCAGAGUAGAGGAAAAGAUUGUUUACCUCUGAUAACUUGUUUCCUAAUCUCAGUAGCACUUUGGAAAGAUAACUGUGUUUGCUUUUCUAAAUUUCUGUAGUCAUUCUCUGUAUGACCAUCUGGCUUUAAGGGUAGUAUUUAAUAGUAAGUGCAAAAUUUUCCCCAUGAUAAAUAUAGCAAGUAAGUUAUUUUGAAGCCUUUGUUGUAUAAUCUUUCAUUUAUGUCAUGAUUUCAAAUCUUGCAAAGCUUCAUGCUUUGCAAGAAGCAAUGAGUAGCAGGGGAGACAUAACAUUUUGAAAUUGUAGAGGUGCCACCAAGGACUAUGCAAGCUAGUGUUGAUUUUCAUGAGUCCUCUUCUUACAAGGAUGAGCUACGAGAGAUGGGUCUGCUACUUGAGAUUUCAGAGUGUGUAUCAGUACAGCUGUGAUAUAACAUGAGAAAACAGCAAUGUAACAAUGAUGGCUCGAGUUUUUGCUGAAAUGUGCUAUAUACCCUUAGCUGUUGGGUCAUUUUCCUUAUCUUCUAGCUCAGGAACUGCUCAGAAGGGGAUUUUUUUUAUGUCUGAGCAUAAUUGCAAAAUUGUAAGUGUUUUUUCAUGUCCCAAAGCUUAUUAUCCUUUUGAUACUACUGCCAAUUUCUGUGAAGAGAUGCACCAAAUCAGUUAUUGUAUUAUAACUGUUCCUCAUUUCAGUAAGUGUCCUUACACAUUAAAAUUUACCAGAUGAAACCAUCUCACUGGUCAAAAGAAAAGAAAGGGGAUAAAUAGUAGGCUUCAGUUAACUGAACUCUUCUGAAACUCCACUGCUUUCCUGUGUAGAAAUCAGAUAGCUUUCUGCUUUCAGAUUCAUGGGAUUCUCUGUCCUAGGCAGUAAGAAACCUGUUUUGUGCCUUUUUGUGCCUUUUUGUCUUUCUGAAAAAUCUGUACACUUCUGUCAAACUAAAUAAAUGUUCUGUGCAUUUCUACAAAACUAUAAUUUUGAUUAAUUGUGAGAUCCUCCAGAGAAAUAAAAAAAC